Phyllostomus discolor (pale spear-nosed bat) is the source of this 3879-nucleotide messenger RNA. It is a transcript of the gene SCAF4, whose product is annotated as SR-related CTD associated factor 4. Gene Ontology annotation, molecular function: RNA binding; RNA polymerase II C-terminal domain phosphoserine binding. The transcript is spliced from 20 exons. Lineage: Eukaryota; Metazoa; Chordata; Mammalia; Chiroptera; Phyllostomidae. The record is from RefSeq and is a predicted model, not a curated record. Gene Ontology annotation, cellular component: nucleus. Gene Ontology annotation, biological process: negative regulation of termination of RNA polymerase II transcription, poly(A)-coupled. Bases 142 to 3525 code for a protein of 1127 amino acids.
CUUCCUGCCCGGCCCCCGGCCCCCGGCCCCGCCGCCGCCGCCCGCUCCGCCCCCGCCCCCGCCCGGCCGGGCCGCGGCCCCGCUCCGCCCUGCGCGGUUCUAUGUGACCGGCGGGCCCGGAGCCGCCGCCGCAGCGCGAACAUGGACGCCGUCAACGCCUUCAACCAGGAGCUCUUUUCACUUAUGGACAUGAAACCUCCCAUCUCUAGAGCCAAGAUGAUUCUCAUCACAAAAGCUGCUAUUAAAGCCAUUAAGCUUUACAAGCAUGUAGUUCAAAUAGUGGAAAAGUUCAUCAAAAAGUGCAAACCAGAGUACAAGGUUCCAGGGCUGUAUGUGAUCGACUCCAUUGUUCGGCAGUCUCGCCAUCAGUUUGGGACUGACAAGGAUGUGUUUGGGCCAAGAUUCUCUAAAAACAUAACCGCCACAUUCCAAUAUUUAUAUCUUUGUCCAUCUGAAGAUAAGAGUAAAAUAGUCCGUGUGCUGAACCUUUGGCAGAAAAACGGAGUGUUCAAAAUCGAGAUCAUCCAGCCUCUCCUGGACAUGGCGGCGGGGGGCGGCAACGCUGCCCCGGGGGCCGACAGCGUCACCAACAACGAGGGUUCACCCCCGCCUCCGGUUAAAGUCUCUUCGGAACCCCCACUCGCCACUGCAAACUCGGUACCGACUGUCCCACAGCUGCCCAGCUCCGACGCCUUUGCCGCCGUGGCCCAGCUGUUUCAGACCACUCAGGGGCAACAGCUUCAGCAGAUCCUUCAGACUUUCCAGCAGCCUCCAAAACCACAGUCUCCUGCCCUUGACAAUGCUGUGAUGGCUCAAGUUCAGGCUCUCACGGCCCAGUUAAAGACAACUCCCACGCCCCCGCCCGAACAGAAAGCCACUGCGUUUGACAAGAAGCUGCUCGACCGAUUUGAUUACGACGAUGAGCCAGAAGCCGUGGAGGAGUCAAAGAAAGAAGAUGCCGCUGCCUCUGCCGCCAGCACAGCCUCUGCCGCCGCCGCCCCUGCUGCACCCGCCGCCGCCGCCCCGCCCGCCGCCGCCGCUCCCACCACGUCCCCGCCGCAGGCGCCCUUUGGGUUCCCUGGCGACGGCAUGCAGCAGCCGGCGUACCCCCCGCAUCAGAGCAUGGACCCGUUCCCGCCUCCGAUGAUGGCGCUGCAGCAGGACCCCGGGCACCACCAGGUUGCACUUCCUCCUAACGGACAGAUGCCGGGAUUCGGCCUGCUUCCCACGCCCGCGUUCCCUCUGCCGGCCCAGCCAGCGGUGCCCCCAGCCGUCCCCGGGCAGCCGCCGUUCCAGGCCCCGUUCCCGGCCCCCAGCGAGCCGCUGGCGCAGAAGGCGCAUCAGGAGAUGAAAGCCGAGCAGCCGUGCGCCCCGGAAGUUAACAAGCGGCACAUGUCCGAUAGCAGGAAGUCGAGAUCCAGGUCAGCGUCCAGGUCACCGAAAAGGAGGCGAUCUCGGUCUGGUUCCAGGUCUCGGAGGUCUCGUCAUCGGCGUUCCCGGUCUCGGUCCCGAGACAGGCGCCGCCACUCGCCGAGGUCCCGGUCCCAGGAGAGACGGGACCGGGAAAAGGAAAGAGAGCGCCGCCAGAAGGGCCUCCCCCCGAUCAAACCAGAAACGGCGAGUGUCUGCAGCACCACGCUCUGGGUGGGACAGCUGGACAAGAGGACGACUCAGCAGGACGUCGCCAGCCUCUUGGAGGAGUUUGGCCCCAUCGAGUCGAUUAAUAUGAUUCCUCCCAGAGGUUGUGCCUAUAUUGUUAUGGUUCAUAGGCAAGACGCGUACCGCGCCCUGCAGAAGCUGAGCCGCGGGAGCUACAAAGUGAACCAGAAAUCCAUAAAGAUCGCCUGGGCCUUAAACAAAGGAAUAAAGGCGGAUUAUAAGCAGUAUUGGGAUGUAGAACUUGGCGUUACUUAUAUUCCGUGGGACAAAGUCAAGCCUGAAGAACUGGAGAGUUUUUGUGAAGGCGGAAUGUUGGACGGUGACACUCUUAACCCAGAAUGGAAAGGAAUCCCCAAGAAGCAUGAAAAUGAAGUUGCUCAGAACGGAGGGGCGGAAAGCUCGCACACGGAACCAGUGUCGCCCAUCCCUAACCCGCUGCCUGUGCCGGUCCCCCCGAUGCCUGUUCCCGCACCCAUAACGGUGCCUCCUCCGCAGGUGCCGCCGCAGCAGCCCGGUCCCCCCGUGGUCGGCGCCCUGCAGCCGCCCGCCUUCACGCCUCCCCUGGGGAUUCCUCCUCCGGGCUUCGGGCCCGGCGUCCCUCCGCCUCCGCCGCCGCCUCCGUUCCUGCGCCCAGGAUUUAACCCGAUGCACCUCCCGCCAGGUUUCCUUCCGCCUGGACCCCCACCUCCUAUAACCCCGCCGGUGUCCAUCCCUCCUCCGCACACUCCGCCGAUGAGCAUCCCCAACCCUGCUAUGGAUGGUGUAAAUGAAGACACCACAAAAGACUUACCUAUUGGAACUCCCAUUCCAACAGUGGUGUCUGGGGCGAGAGGAAACGCCGAGUCCGGGGACAGCGCGAAAAUGUUCGGCUCUGCCGUGCCGCCCGCCGCGCCCACGAGUCUGCCCGCCCCUCCUGUAACCCAGCCUGUCUCACUCCUGGGAACCCAAGGAGUCGCGCCUGGCCCCGUCAUCGGGCUGCAGGCGCCGUCCACCGGGCUGCUGGGGGCCCGGCCCGGCAUGAUCCCGCUGCAGCGCCCCCCGGGCAUGCCGCCGCCGCACCUGCAGCGCUUCCCACUGAUGCCGCCACGGCCCGUGCCGCCACACAUGAUGCACCGGGGCCCGCCGCCCGGGCCGGGGGGCUUCGGGGUGCCCCCGCCCCACGGGAUGAAGGGCCCCUUCCCGCCGCACGGCCCCUUCGUCAGGCCUGGCGGGAUGCCGGGGCUGGGGGGCCCAGGACCGGGCCCGGGGGGCCCUGACGACAGAGACGGGAGACAGCAGCAGCCACAGCCCCAGCAGCCGCCGCCUCAGCCGCAGCCCCAGCAGCCGCCACCCGCGCAGCAGCAGCAGCCGCCGGCGCAGCAGCCGCAGCCGCAGCCGUUCAGAAACGAGAACAGGCAGCAGUUCAAUCCAGGUAGAGACCAAGAAAGGUUUGGACGAAGACCUUUCGGAAAUCGGGUGGAGAACGACCGGGACCGCUACGGGAGCCGCAGUGACGAGAGGGAGACUAGUGGCCGAGAGCGGCGCGAGUGGGGCCGGAGGAGCCCGGACCGGGACAGGCACAGAGACUUGGAAGACCGGAGCAGGCGGUCCGGCGGGCACCGGGACAGGGAGAGGGAUUCGAGGGAUAGGGAGCCGCGCAGGGAGAAGGAGGACGGCCGGGGCAAGGAGAAGCCGGAGGGGGCCGACCGGGCCGCCGACCCUCCCCUCAGCCAAGCGGGCGCCGCAGAGACGGUCUCCGAACUCGCCCAGGGGGAGUCUGCGGCCACGGCGGCGGCGGCCGCGAAGCCUGCUGCAGAGCUGCCCGCCGAGGCUACCUCGUCCGCCGGCCCCGAGAAGGAGGCGGGCCCGGCCGCGGAGGCUCGCUAGGGGCGGGGCCGCCGGCGGGGCGGGGCGGGGCGCCGGCGCAGGGCUGGAGGUGUACAGACGCUGUAUCAUAUUCGCCCCGCUCUGCCUGCCCCACGGUCGGCCGUCGUGGGGCCUCGUGAGCAAUUUGAUUGCUUCCCUUCUAUUUAAAAAUAGCCACAAAAUAACAAAAAAUACUGAAAAUAUGAAUAAAUAUUACCCUUUUUGCUGUAACUUUUUAAAAGUUUUGACUUUAAAAAGUUUACAAAUCGUAAUUAGAAGUGCUCUCUAUUUUUUUUUUUUAAUUUAAGACAUGGUAACAGUGAAAGCUCCUCAAACAAUAGGGAUGUUUUUAAUAAACUCUAUUUUCGUAACAAA